Molecule: messenger RNA, 1531 nt
Organism: Coccidioides immitis RS
Lineage: Eukaryota; Fungi; Ascomycota; Eurotiomycetes; Onygenales; Onygenaceae
Exons: 2
Coding region: 10-606 (198 amino acids)
Molecular function (GO): protein binding
Source: RefSeq, a predicted model, not a curated record
GUUGCAGGUAUGACAAAAUUAUUGCAAGCCAAAAUUCAGGAGCAAAACAAGCAUGCAAGACUUGCAGUUCUUCCAAGAGAACUAAUAUGUGAAAUUGCAGCAUACCUUCAGCCCCAGAAUUACUAUGUCUUCAGCCAAUGCUGUUGUGAAAUUUACAGUUUAACUCAGAAUUAUGCUUGUGCUUGCAUUGCUGUUCAGGCACACAUUCCUCAUACUCUUGACACAAAGUUGGUGGAUCAAAAGCAAAUCAGCUUUUAUGAUGCCAUACACUGUACUGUUUUUAGAAUGAAUGCCAUGGAUACAGGCUGCCUCUAUUUUGUGGGUCAGAUUGACAAUAUAAUCAGAUUUCAUAUGAAAGAUGGUGUUCUCUGCUACCAAGACACCAGUAGUAUUGGUGUGAUGGAUAUCUCCCUGGAUCACAUCAAACAUCUUUCUCUGGAGACUGGUCCCUGCCAAUAUGAGCUUCUGCAUUAUAGCAGUGGCUUUAUAUCCUAUCUGAGCUUUUCAGAGUCAUGCUCUCUCCUUGCACUUAAUAUCAUUAAUAUCUACUCCAACAUCUCAUGGGUUAAAACACUUCUGUCUACCCAACACCCUACUUUCAUCUGAAAUGAUUGCACACUGCUUGUGUAUGGCUAUCAGCUAGAGGCUGCGGGUACCAGAGAGUAGUACAUACAAGCCAUCAGGUUAGAUACUAGCAAAAUCAUCCCCAAAAUGCCAGUCCAACUCCACAACUUCUUGAGCUUUGAUAUUGAGAAAGAUAUCUGUUUUGAGGUUCAAGAUGGGUGCCUUCAUGCUGUUUCAAUUGGAAUGCUACCUGGCAGCCAGACAUCCUGGUAUACAUACCUUGUCUUACCAGCAAGCAAGAAAGUCUCUCCAAGGUGGACAAUAUAUCAACAUCCACCAAUGGUAAAUGAGCUUUACUCAGACAGUUUAAGGCUCAUGGCUGACUGCAUCACCAGAAAACUUCUUAUUGUGGAGAAUUGCCAUACAAAGCAGAACUAUGUUCACUGGAGCAACAAACACUAUCUCCAGCAACUGGACAGGGAAGAUGAGGAUGGCUUGUGGUGAGAGGGGUUCCCUGAAUCUGAUAUGCUGUUACAGGAGGAUGGGCUUUGGGCAACUCUUUAGCCUAAAUCUUCAAUUUCAGACUCCAGUAAUUGGAUGGCAUGGCUACAAGAGUUUGGUACUCUAGAUUCUAUGUUUGUUGAGUUUUCAGACUGCAAGGAGUUUGACUUUUAUUUAUUGAUUAAGACACAGUGGGGGAACACAAUAUAUUGGCAACCCAAGAGUGUCAUUGUGGAAAUCAAAUCACCAGAACACUUGUACAUGAACAAUAGGAACUGUGUUUUGUUAACUGAUAGAAGGAGACUUGUUGUGCUGAGCUUUGAUCCAGCAAGUCCAGGCCUCAAAAGGUGGUGUGCUAAGGUGAUAUUCUACUGGUGAAACAUGUAGAUACAGGAAAACUUACAGCAGCUCAUCCCCUCUUGAACCAUAAUAGCUGGGAAAAUGCCAUGGUCUUCCAAAAAAGGAA